This is a messenger RNA of Klebsormidium nitens, 2961 nucleotides long. The record is from the annotation of a GenBank genome assembly. NCBI's taxonomy places the organism in Eukaryota, Viridiplantae, Streptophyta, Klebsormidiophyceae, Klebsormidiales, Klebsormidiaceae.
AUGGUCCUCGUCCUCAAGUUGCACUGUGCGUUGCGGUUCGGGUGGGUUCGGUGCGGUGCGGUGAGCCGCGGUGCCGACCAGUGCGAGCGGCGCCACGUGUGCAAUGUGCACCAAUCGGUGCGGUGCGGUGCAGUGCGGUGCGGUGCGGUGCUGCAUUCUCAAGGCUCCCUGAACAAGGAUAAGUGCGGCAUCCUGUUGCGAGAUCGGAAGAUGGGGCUGUACGAGCCUUCAAGCCCAGUCUUCUUUGGCCCAAGAUCACCCAAAGGGUUGCCCAAGCAACCGGCCAACAAGAAGCGUCAACGCCACAUCACGGAGAGUGCAAACCUUGAAGACACGGCGGCAAGCGGCCAGCGCCACAAUGAAGAAAUGCAGGUGGCAGGCAAUUCUAAGGAGAAAGGGGGUGGCUCGCCUGAUGCAAGCGCGCACAAGGAUGGUUGCAUGCAUGUGGUGGAGGGUGGCGCUGCCGAUGGUGCACAAAUGAGCGGGCUGGCAUGCAGUUCUCCAGAGGAGGGGGGUGGUUCGCCUGGUGCAAACGCGUGCAUGGAUGAGAAUGGCGGGGUUGGCAAUGCGGAGUCGAGCGCGGACACGUCCUGCAAUUUGUGCAACGUGCCCAUCGGAGUGGUCGCAGACCCUUUUGGCUGGCAAAACGGGAAUGGGCAGGGGCAAGAGGGCCGGAGAGGCGGGACCCCCGCAGAAUCGGGGGCCAAAGAUAGCUCCGAGCCGGCGUCUCCUUUUGGGGAAUCGGACCUGGCGGACCCCGAGCUUCGGUCGGAGGUAGUGCGCGAGCUCGAAAAGCUCCUGUCGACCUGGGGCGACAACACCUCGGUCUUCUGCGCCGUCAAGCCGUCCUCCAUGGGCACUGGGGUCAUCUACGAGUUUCGGAACGCGCCUGACGGGCGCACAACGUGCCCUUACUUCGCAGCAACUUGCGAAGGCGUGCACGUCAGCGACGGCUUUGGGCUUCUUCGACAGGGUGUCGAGGUGAUGUACGUGUGCUACGCGCAGAGCUGCAAAGCCGCUUCGCGGUCGGGCAACAUCCGCAUAGGCGUCCUCCCCCUGCCGAUCGGCGCGGCCUUUGGCGACAGCCAGCCACUGAACAGCGAGAGGAACCACCUGUACUCCGACCGGCAGCUGCUGCCGCUGCCGUUCCUUCGAGAGAACCUCAACGUGAAGAAAGGAGACGUGGGUGGCGCCAUCAUCCUGGAGCGCCUCUAUGUCCGGACGGGCCUGAAGUUUGCCUUCACCUCCUCGGGCUCGUACUACUGGACGGGUCGGUGCUGGGCCAAGGACGAGAGCGGCGGUCGGAUUCUGCGGGUGCUCCGGGAGGAGCUCUCCAAUAUCGAGGCCGCGUACAUGCGAGAGGCAGGGCAGGGGGAGGGAGGAAGGCGUUCGAUCGCCAUGGCCGACGGACCGGCAGGCGAUGGAGACAGCGGGUUGGGCGUGACAGGAGGCCCUCGCAUCAGCUCGAAGCCGGCGGGUGGCGGGAAGCAGCCAGAGGUGGAGAGAGAGGAGAGGCGGAUCAAUGUGAAUUUUAACGCAAAGAUGUCCAACAUCAUGGGCACAUGCAAGGAAUACUUCUAUCAGCCCGGCUUUCAGUCCCUGUUGGACGUGCAGAAGGACUUCCUGGCUGUGGCGAACGGCGUCAUCGACUUGCGGACGGGCGAGCUGCUCUUGCAUCACCCCCGGUUCAUGAAUAGUCGGGUGAUUGACUGGCCAUAUCCCCGCGCUGGAUUGUCGUUCCCAAGGUGCGAGAUGGUGGGCUUCUUGGAGGACAUCAUGCACGCCUCCGGAGAGGAUGGGCCGGCCGCUCUGGAGCACCUCCAGGUUCUGCUGGGGUACGGGCUGACUGGUCAUACGAGCAAUCAGGUGCUGCCAAUCUUUGUCGGGGAGGGGAGCGCAGGCAAGAGCGUGUUCCUUGCGCUGCUGCGCAAGCUCCUCGGCGCUGCCUUUAGAGACGUUGGCAAGGAGAUUCUGGUGAACUCCAAAGGGCAGCGGGCCGCACACAAGGGGGCCGCUUCGCCGCUUGAGGCCGGGCUUGCUGGGGCGCUGCUCGCCGUGGUCGAAGAGACGGACAAGUCCGAUACGCUCAACGAAGCCGGCAUGAAGAAGCUGACGGGCAGCGAUGUCAUCACGGCACGGCCCCUCUUCAAGGACUUCAUCACCUUCACCGCGACCGUUUUGCUCAUCAUAUGCACGAACUACCUCCCGCGGACGGACGAGACUUGGUCCGUCGCCCUCCGGCGCCGCCUUCAGCUGGUCUGCUUCGUGCGGCGCUACUUCUCACCGCACGAGAAGGGAUACGACCCCACCAACCCGUUGCACGGGCUGGUGGACACGCGCCUCCUUACCAAGCUGAGCACCCUGCAGAACAUGCAGGAGUUGCUUGCGUGGCUGGUCGCAGGAGCGGUCAAGUGGUACCAGAACGGGCAGCAGCUGUUCCCCAUGCCGAGGCGGAGCACGGACGCUUUGCAGGACUACGAAGAGGCGGCUGACGACUUCGACAACUUUGUCCUCAACAGUUGCGUCAAGGGCGAUGACCUCUUCAUCUCAACGAGUGAUGCCCUCAAGGCGUACAACGACCCGCAGAGGAUGGUGGGUGGCAAGUGCGUCGGCCAUAUCCCCUCGCUCGACACCAAGUCCUUGAAGUCGGCGAUGAACAACCACGGCUUCUCGGGUCCGGACAAGCCCAGCAAACUUGGCCUUGGCGUAAAGUAUUGCGGCGUUACGGAGCGAGGGUAUAAGGGUCUUGCGCUGAAAGCCCCAGAGGUUAAGAUGGAGUAAGGAGGAAUAGAGGGAAAACAAUUGAAUGCUCGUGGCCUGGAAUUCGAAUCGACUGGAAUUGACAGCACCAUGUGAGACUUGAGUACUUCAGGAUACUGUUCAUUGUGGAUGUUGCAUCUUCUUGGUAUGGCCUUACAUACAUACAUAUUGGCAAUUUGAUCCCACAAGGAAAACUUCGUA